AUGGCGGGCCUCAAAUCAAUCGCGGCUCUUGCUGCUUUUGCCGUAGCAGCGGAUGCAGCGGCCUUCCAGGCUCGCACCAGCAAGCCGCUUGUUGACUCGCAAUCGCUCCGUGAUACGCUUGACAUCGACAACCUGUACGCCAAGGCAGAGAUACUGCAGAAGAUUGCAUACAGCACGCCGGGCAAGAACCGCGUCAUUGGUAGCCAGGGCCACGAGGACACUGUCGAAUACAUCUUGAGCCAGCUCGCGGCAUUCCCAGACUACUACGACGUGUACACUCAAGAUGUGCCGCUUUCGCUCGGAAGCAGUGCCACGCUCAAGGCCAACAACAACUCGAUUGAUGCCUUUGCCGUAGCCCUGGCUCCUGGCGGCAACGUCACGGGUCCGCUUGUUGCUGUGCCUAAUCUGGGCUGUGAGGAGGCGGAUUUCCCAGAGUCACUCGCAGGCUCCGUGGCGCUCAUCAAGCGCGGAGUGUGCUCGUACGGCGAGAAAGUCCAGAUUGCCGCUGCCAGGGGGGCAGUUGGAGUAAUUGCAUGGAACAAUGCCGAGGGCACGCUGGAAGGCUAUUCGCUGCAAGUUCUGUUUCCCAAAGGCGACUUCGUCCCUGUUGCAGGCAUUACCAUGGGCCAGGGCGAAGCGCUCCUCGCGCAGCUGAACGCAGGCGUCAAAAUCUCCAUUGACAUGUCUACCGACGCCAAAGUGUACAAGACGCGCAAUGUCAUUGCCGAGACCAAGGCGGGAGACCACAACAACGUCAUCCACGUGAGUGGGCACUCGGACUCUGUAACGGCGGGCCCGGGCAUCAACGACAACGGAUCCGGCACCAUUUCCAUCUUGGAAAUUGCCCUGCAACUCACAAACUUCAGCGUCAACAACGCGGUGCGCUUCAGCUGGUGGACCGCCGAGGAGGCCGGCCUGCUGGGCGCAGAGUACUACGUGCACGAGCUGUCUGCGGCCGAAAAGGACAAGAUCCGCCUUCUCCUCGACUUCGACAUGAUGGCCUCGCCAAACUUUGCAUACCAGAUCUACGACGGCGAUGGCUCUGCGUACAACCUGACUGGGCCCGCGGGAUCCGCCGAGGCCGAGCACGAAUUCGCAGCUUACUUUGAUAGCAUUGGGCUCAACCACACCGAGAUUGAGUUUGACGGACGGUCAGACUAUGGUCCGUUCCUCGAGGCGGGCAUCGCUGCAGGCGGUAUUGCGGGCGGUGCCGAGGGCAUCAAGACGGAGGCCGAAGCCGACAUGUUUGGUGGAGGCGCGGGCGUCCCUUACGACGUCAACUACCACGAGGACGGCGACACGGUCAACAAUCUGAAUCUGGAUGCGUGGAUCGAGUUCACGAGGGCCAUUGCGCACAUGACGGCCAAGUAUGCGGUUUCGUGGGAUAGCUUCCCGCCGAGGAACGAGACGGCGGCGCAGAAGCGGUCAGAGAGGUAUGCGCAGUACAAGCAGCGGUUCCAGCAGACAAAGAGGUACCAGCGGUGGGUGUAG
This is a messenger RNA of Exserohilum turcica Et28A, 1491 nucleotides long. RefSeq lists its product as uncharacterized. Gene Ontology annotation, biological process: proteolysis. The coding region runs from base 1 to 1491 and encodes 496 amino acids. Gene Ontology annotation, molecular function: aminopeptidase activity; metalloexopeptidase activity. The record is from RefSeq and is a predicted model, not a curated record. The transcript has 3 exons. Lineage: Eukaryota; Fungi; Ascomycota; Dothideomycetes; Pleosporales; Pleosporaceae.